AUGAGGUUGUACGUUGAAAGGUACAUACCUGGACGGGGUCAAUGGCCGAUCAGGAAUAGCCAUGGCCUAGACAUCGUGACUUCCCUUGCACUUUGGAAGGGUGCGCGUCUAAGCUGGCAAAAACCUAAUGUAUCUCUCACUCUCCGUCCAUUUCAACUCUCCGAUGUUGAUGAUUUCAUGCUUUGGGCAGCGGAUGAACGAGUCAUGAAGUUCAUUAGAUGGAACGUCGUUUUCACUUCCAAGGAACAGGCUUUGGAUUUCAUUAGGGAUGUUUGUAUUCCGCAUCGUUGGCGUCGGUGGCUAUCCGACGAUCCGUGUAAGAUGGAUGUUGGAUAUGCUGUGGCGAGAGACUAUUGGGGUCGAGGAAUUGCAACGAAGGCAUUGAGAAUGGCUGUUCCUGAGGUGUUCCGGAGUUUCCCUGAUGUGGUGAGAUUGCAAGCGUUUGUGGAUGUGGAGAAUAAGGCGUCUCAAAGAGUUAUUGAGAAAGUUGGGUUUCAGAAGGAGGGGACUUUGAGGAAAUAUCGCUAUAUUAAGGGUGAGAUUAAGGAUUUGAUUGUUUAUAGCUUUUUGUCUUCUGAUUUGUAGAUAACAAGGAGGAGGAUGAUUGAGUGGUUUUGCUUUGAUUUAUGAUCCCUUUUCCUUAUUAGACUAUUUGGUCAUGUUAGUCCUUGCAUCAAAUAUCAAACUGAAAAAUCCCUCUGUUUCAAGUUAAGGGCAGAAUUCAACUUUGAUUCAUUGUGUUUACAACUAUUUUCUUUUAGUUGUUUUGGCUUUCUGAUCUUUGCAGUAA
Messenger RNA from Benincasa hispida (wax gourd), 790 nucleotides. NCBI's taxonomy places the organism in Eukaryota, Viridiplantae, Streptophyta, Magnoliopsida, Cucurbitales, Cucurbitaceae. The record is from RefSeq and is a predicted model, not a curated record.